Marchantia polymorpha subsp. ruderalis is the source of this 4274-nucleotide messenger RNA. The record is from the annotation of a GenBank genome assembly. Lineage: Eukaryota; Viridiplantae; Streptophyta; Marchantiopsida; Marchantiales; Marchantiaceae.
GAGUGUGUAAUGUUUCGGUGACAUGACACUUACUUAGACUCCGCACAGCGACACAAGUCCUCUCUGGCUCCCCUCCCCUCCCUCGGACCCGGGCGCAGCAGCAUCGAUCCCCAACUAUCUUCUAUAUGGUAGCGAGCCUGCCCCCCUGCCUGUUGUAUCCAACAGUGCAGCAGCAGUACUAAUCUCUCGACGGGGGAGCUCCCCUCCUCUCCCUCCGGCGUUGUAGGCUGUAGCAUCCGUCCGCCAGUCGCCAGUCGCCAGUCGCCCAUCGCCCUUUGCCCUCUCCCUCCCUCCUCUCCCUCACUCACCCCCUCGAUCGCUCCUUCCCAUGUCGUCGGAGAUUUCGGAGCCGGUCGACCCGAACCAUGGGGCUGGUUGGCUGGCUGGGUGGCUGCCAAGGCCUCGACGAUGCGUUACGAGGCAGUUGGGGCUGGGGGCUGUGUGCUCUUGUCUGCACUGCAAGGAAUUCGCAGUCGCGGGGCGCGGGGGCGGAUUCCAUUCCAUUCGGAGCUGCCAAUCGUGCUGGCUUUUCCUCGCUGGGUGAAAGAGCGGGACGCGAGUUCCGAGAUUUUUACCUCGCGUCCGCAAAGGUUCCAAAUUCCUCUAGAGUCGGACCUGACCUGAUCCUGACCUGCUCUUGCCAUUCGCAUCUGGCACAGUAGCCCCGUAAGACCUCGGAUCUCGGAGGUGGGUGGCCGACCUCUACUUGCACAUUUGGUUUGACGCUGCACCGUACCCUGUUAUAGAUCCAUGGCCAGUAGAUACGUUCGCCCCGCAAGACCUGCAGCUGAAUUCUGGAGAUGUGUCUUUUGGCCAUAUCCUCCGAUUCCGGGAUUGCGCUAUCUCGUGUGAAAAGUGGGAUGGAGAUCCGAGAACAUUCAUCAUGGAAUCUGUCUCCAGCACAGCAUUGCGAAUGAGCUUGGAUCUCAAUCCCACUUCUCGCAUUAGAUAGUGGGUCCAUGUAGGAUUCCCUCGAAGUUUCUUGACAGAUGAACAAUUCAGAAGAAUUGGCACCAGUCGGCACCAGUGCUUCAUUUCUCUGAAUGACUAGCUUCGCUCAGAGCGGACACUGUGGGCAACGCUCCGCUCCGGGCGCAUUGAUCAAAUUGUGGCACUGGCACUGCGAUGGCGCACUGCCCUCGCCGGUCCUAGAGCGGAACGCGAUGUCGAGCAGCGGCGUCUCACCGUGAGCUGGUGGCUUGGAUUUGCUUCCCACCCUUUGGGACGUCCCGCACCUCUGUUGUGUCGAUGCGGAAUCGUUCGCGCCUGCGCCUGAUGAGGUGCUUGCCUUGCGUCGCACUACCACCCGAGACGGGAAUCUGCGCGCUGCCACGGCAACACUCCACCACCACCUCCUCAACACCACCUCCACUCAAUGUCGGAUCAUAUGGGGGCCGAGCCGCGCACUUUACCCCGCCUGGCCACCCAUUUGCUCCACGAUGAUGAUGAUGAUGAUGACGGUGUAGAUGGCUCUCCGAGAGUGCGUGGGUUUGCCAUUCGUGUUCUGAAAUCUGCACCACCUCCAGGCUAGCCCCGACAGCCGACCUACACACUCAGCGUCGGAUGAUCGGGCUUGUCAGACGGCGCCGUGGAGUCUGCCUCCACGGGCUGCCAGUGUGCCUGGCCUCGCUCCGGGCUCCUGCUCAGACUGCGCAAUUUCUGUGAAGUGCAGUGCAGUGCAGUAUCCUCUCGAUGUAAUCUGCGAUUCAUGCUGAUCCGAUCCACCCCGACUGGACCAUCGCGAUCGGGCAAUGUUGACGUGAGCACAUGCACUGGGAGGAGUCUUGAUUCGACGACGUCAUGUCUUUGGACUCUGGAAGUGCUGAUCCACUUCGUGAAAGCUAGGAGCCACACCUGAAUGUUCUGAUCUGUGAAGACGGUGUGAACCCACGCACAGCAGGAGUGGUACCCGCGACCCGAGCUCUGUUUCAUUUUAUUAGUAGUUAUCAUAAUCUGUGACUUGAAUUACUGAGCAAUCCGCCGCUUGCUGCUCACUUAGCUCACCAGUACAUGAGUGUUGGGCGAGAUUGGGCUUGCCUUGUUCAGAGUGAGGUGGCCGAAUUCCCCAUCGUCUCGAAGCCGAGGACUGGAAGUGAGACACCAGCUCUUUACUUUGUGACGACCUUGAUCCAUGUGGGGGCUCGUGCACAGGAGGAUAAGAUUGUGUCUCCCGACGAGAUAAGAUUUUGAAUCUCAGAGGAUCAGUAGCAUCGGAGGCUUGGGUUCCCAGGUAAAGAUGACCAGCAAAGACGUGGACAUGGGCGAGAACGACAUUUAUGACGUGGAUUAUGAUGAAUUGGCUUUAGGUCCCAGCAAGAGAAGACGAAGGGGCUCGGGCAGUUUUAAUCUCAGUUUCACUACCUGCGCCACGACGACGACCACGGAACCGGAGGACGUCUUGCAAUGUCCUUCCCCCGGAUGUUGCCCUUGCAAUUCAGACUCUGUGAUGGGCGACAAAUCUUCCAAAUCAACGUGUACCUUGCGAUUCCAGUGUCGGGUACCCGGUGUCAAGUUACGAGAUCCUCAGGGUUCCAUGGACAAGUCCAUUGGAAGAGCCCUCUCCUUGUGCCAUAGAUACGGAGCAGAAAUUCAACUAGGAUCUGCAUAUGGUGAGAGAACCUCGAUCAUGGGAUUUCCAGCUGCCGUCGAUCGGGAUAAAUACAAGAAAUGGAUAUGCAAGAAUGAUUCAUACGAAUUUCGGACUUCAAAGUACCAUUCCAAUUCAAGAAGUAUAACUUUUUUAGAUCGGCUUCGAGCCGCACAAGCGGCCAGUGCUCAAUGUCCAGAGACAUGAAUCUUAUUUCAGAAACAGGUUUAUAUUAUAUCCUUACUCUAGACUACUGUAAGUGACCGUUCCACACUAUCAAUAUCGUAUUUUGAAAGACCCGUUAGCAGAGGUCGUAAUGGAGAUAGGACAGGUUGUAGUAAUUGGUACAUUUUUGUACAUACUUAGAACAAAGGAAGUACCAGCUUACACAAGCCCACUUUAUGAAUAGCAUAUGUCGUAGGCCUGGGAGCCUAUGCAGAUUCAAUAUAUGGUAUAAAAAUCUGCACUUCACGUUUGCAUGGUAGCUGAAACGCUCGUCAGUCACGGUGUAGCCUUCAUUCUUACCAUCAGUGCUUUCCACGCCAUAAGCUUGUCAUGCAGUUAAACCUUCUCGAAAGGUUUGCGUUUUGUUCACCGCCUGUUGUGCCUAGCGAGUGAAGGUGUCCGGGGAUUCUGUAGUCGCUUCGGGUGUGUCAAAUCUAAGCUUUCGAAUGUAUGAUGCGUUACUCCCGUUUUUGCGGUUUAACACUGUCUGUGCUGCCUGUCUCCUAAAGAAAGACUUGGGGUGUGGACCUUAUGAAUGCGGAUGAGGUUUGUGUUUUGAGCGUAUGCAAUCUUCGAGAAACAUCUGAGUCAUACUUGCUGCUGACGUUUGAAUUCCCACGCUCUUACACCGACUGCUGCUCAUGGUGUCCUGCCCCUCAAGCUCGCAGACGGUGCAAGUGCGACGGAGGAGGUGACGGGUGUCACCUACAUCCCCACUGAGCCUAUGGAGGUCAUCGUUCCUGGUACGGAUAAAAUCUCAUUUACGCUUCCUAAAUGAUCGUGUGCUCUGCUAGGAAUUUCUUUUGUAUGGCAUAUAUCCAGUUCAUGGCCCGGGUGAGAAAUGGCCAUAAUUAAGAGCAUUAAGUGUGCGAUAUUUGUUAGCAUGGGGAGGAACUUUAUUCCAGCUUCGAAACAGAUUUGAAUUCUCCCUUACGUAUUCUGCAGUCCAGGAGAUCUUUUAAAUCUGGUCUGCAGUUGGCGUAAUUAUCUGCCGCCACCGAUUCAAUGCGUACGACUCGCUCCAGGCUCUUAGCGUGAUAUACUUGCCUUCACUAGUGUUGCCGUCACCGAUGAAUCCCAUGGAUCCAUUUUCCUUUUAGUAGUCUGUACGGAUGUUGAUCUGGUGCAUAUCCUGAUCAUUACCGAAGAAAGUUGCACUGUACCCUGAUGUUCCAGCGGCACCAGCUUUUAAUCGGAGAUGGUGCUAUGGCCACCCGGAUUCAAGAUCAGGUAGACUUCACCUGUGCAGUCUUUUGAGUCCUUCUCGAUGAUCGCUUUGUAUAGCGUGCAUCAAAAUCAGUAGCAUGAGGCAGAAAUGUACACCUUGAAGUACGGUGUGACAGAUAGCUCGGAGGCUGCAUGGAACUCCCUGUUUUCUCUCUCUCCUUCCCUCCCUCCCUGCAUCCCUAAAGCAAAGCUUUUCUAACAAGCUCAUGUCGUGUACACGAAGAGUUCGCCUUGG